Messenger RNA from Callorhinus ursinus (northern fur seal), 1216 nucleotides. NCBI's taxonomy places the organism in Eukaryota, Metazoa, Chordata, Mammalia, Carnivora, Otariidae. The record is from RefSeq and is a predicted model, not a curated record.
GUGAGCAGCACUCAGAAUUCUCCACGUGCGUCCAGUUACCUUCCUGAGUUGCCAGGUGCUGAGUUCCCCUGGCCACCGCCAGUCCCAAGCCAAGCCAGAAGUUUCUGGGCUUCUCUGCAUGGCACAGCCUGGCUGGCCGACCCCUGACGCCCCUGUGACAUUGUCCCCGGUGCCCUGACUGCUCCCCAGGCUCCUGUUUCUUUUUCUCCCAACACUUUUCUAGCUACAGUUCGGGCUAGACUGACCUAUGCCUACCCCCAAGCCCUGCUUCUGAAACCCUCCGUAGUCAGUUCUGAUUGCCCUGUCUCCAUUCUGGACCCCGCAGAGCCCAGGGUCAUGGGCUGCAAUGAAGUUCCGGCCCUGAGAAUUCCUGUGUGUAAGUCCUUUUUCAGAAAUGGGCCGCAAGGACAGACAGGCACCAAGACGGAGGGGAGGGGCAGGGCUGCAGGUGGCCCCCACCCUCUGCCCCCAAGCCAGGGGCAUCUCCCCAGUCUGCUCCUGAGUCUCCCCAGAAUCUUUGCUGCUGUGAGAAUUCCGGCCUUCCUGGCCUCAUGACACCACCAAAUGAAACAAGAAGUUCCAGAACUCGGGGUCCUGGGCCUGGGUUAGAGACGGCUGAGGGCACAGGGCCAGGGCCAAGGGCUCAGGCUGCAUAUAGUUCAGAUUCAGAGCCUGCGGCUGUGGCUGGUGGGGGUGCCCAACGUGUGUCUCAACAUGGGCCUGGAGCUCUAUCUGGACCUGCUGUCAGCAUCCUGCCGUGCUGUCUAUAUCUUCGCCAGGAAGAACAGCAUCCCCUUUGACUUCCAGUUUGUGGAUCUGUUAAAGGGUCACCACCACAGCAAGGAAUACAGAGAGAUCAACCCCCUGAAGAAGCUACCCAGCCUCAAAGAUGGAAAAUUUAUCUUAUCUGAAAGGUGAGUCUUCCUUGGGGCCCCCCACCCCACCAUCUGUCUCUGUUCCUCCCGGGAGAUCCACGUGGAGCCGACUGCUAGUGCUUAUUUUUUAUUUACUGUGAUCAGUUUUAUAUGUACACCAAGGUAGAAUGAAUACUAACUAAUGAGGAGUAUAGCGACCUUCACAUGGUACCCCUCACUCCAUUCCAACAGUGAUCCGCUUGGGGAGCCCAUGUUUUCAUCACCUGUAUCCCACUUCUAUUCCCCUGCUUGCCAGCCACCCUAUCAUUUCACCCAUAAAUGUUUAGGAAUAUACUUUUAAG